Messenger RNA from Mycosarcoma maydis (corn smut), 9195 nucleotides. RefSeq lists its product as uncharacterized. The coding region runs from base 1 to 9195 and encodes 3064 amino acids. Gene Ontology annotation, cellular component: nucleolus; small-subunit processome; 90S preribosome. The record is from RefSeq and is a predicted model, not a curated record. NCBI's taxonomy places the organism in Eukaryota, Fungi, Basidiomycota, Ustilaginomycetes, Ustilaginales. The transcript has a single exon.
AUGGCUCCCACAUCAUCCCAGCAUAGCAAGUCGGGCAAGAAGCUCACGAGAGAGCAGCAACGGAAGAAGGCAGACAGCAAGGCUUCUAAGGUCCGCCGUGUUCAGCUCGACGCUAGCGGCAACCAGGCCAACGCAAAGCAAAAGACACUAAAGCAGAUCAACAAGAAUGCGGAAAAGGUCUCGAGUCGCUUCAGAUAUGCAUCUUUCAACCAGCGUCUUCAGGAUGUCCACCUCGCACCGGCAGCCAUCAGUGCCAGCACCAGCUACCGACCCUAUUCCGGGCUCGAUGCGCCGCUAGCUGCAGCUUCAAAUUCCACUAGCAGCGCUGCGUUACCAGUUCUGGAUGAGCAAGAUCAGCCACUGGAUGUGACUGACGAGGAUACCUCCUCUUCACUUCAUGCAACAACCUCGUUCUCUCAGGCGCUGCAAGCGUGGACGGACCUCAACCUCUCCAAUGCCUUCCAUGACCUUUACCGUCAACUCUACCCCAUCACCCAGUCGUUGCCUCAGUUGAUUCAUCACCGCUCCUCCAUCGCAUCAAUUCUUGCUACGACGCUGUCUACACCGAGUCAAUGGCUGGCAUGGGAUGCUGCACUCGACCUUCUGCCUCGACUCGCAAAGGACUUGAGUUCCGAGUUUCUACCCGUCUAUCCUCCUCUGCUCAAGAGUGCGGUGCACAUCACCACAACAACAAAGGACACCACUAAUGGCGAUGAACGCGCAGCUGCCAACUUGGUCGAGCGUGGGUUUCAAUCGGCUGCAUGGAUCCUGAAAGCCGUCAGCCCUUUCAUCGUGAGCAAGGAGAUCGCAUCUCGUGCGGAUUGGGAUGAUGAAACAGCAGAAGCUCAAAUCGACUCUGGAAUGGUGGAGGAAGAGGAAGAGGUGCAAGACGUUGACGAAAGGACUCGUCGGCUUGUAGAAACCUGGACUGUCAUCAGACCCUACCUUGGCUGGAAGCCUAUCGUUGCCAAGAAAGCGACCGCAUUCAACAAAGAUGAUGAUGGCGACAACGAUGAGGAACAGGAACAGGAACAGGAAGAUGAAGAUGCCGCUUCGACCAUCUCAGAACAAGAAGCUGGUAAAGAAGCUCCGCCUGCAGAUAGUGCCAUGUUUGUCAACACGAACAUUCAGCGUAUCUCGCCCUUUACUCGACGUUUUGCAUCUGAGGCGUUUGCCCACCUCCUUCGCAAGACAAGAGGCCGUCAGUUGCAGAGCAUCACAUCGCUCAUCCUUUCCGACCUCGAGACCAUGCUGCACGAUGAGGAUCAGCACGUACACUACCGACAUCAACCAUCUCGCCGGCCAUCGGUGCGCUUCUCUCGAGGUAUUGCUGGUAUUUGGGUCGAGGGUUGCAAGUCGCUCGAACGACGCUUGCAUUCGAAAUGCAUCUCGCUGUUGAGCGUGCUUCUUUCUUCCAGCCGCCCAGUUCCAAACGUAUCAGGCGACAAGUACCGACACCUGACGCGACUGAUCCUUGGUCGCCUCACCAUCACUGCACUCGUCCAUCACUGCAACGCAUCCCACUUUGCUAUUGUUCUCGAGUACCUUUCAAGCCUUGUCGAUCACAACCAGUCACAGUUGUCACAAGAGACCAGCAAGAUUCAAAACGUUGCCCACCUUACCGAGUCUGUCGAAUGGCUCGCAUGCGCUGUAGGUGUCAGAAAGGGUACUCGAGUUGCUGAUCAAGCCAAGCCGGCGCUGUUUGCGCUGCUGUUGCGUCUCUCUCCCCUCUUCCUUGACAAAACAGUUCAAGCGCCUACUGGAGCAGCACUGCGAACUUCGCUUGUCUCGCUGUUUGCUCUCUCAAUUCCCUUGGGUCGCUUGCAGGACCUUCUCGGCCCAGGAAUUAAGCUGGUCGACUCGGUCGCUCCCGUACCUUCCCUCUCCAAAUCUAAGGAUUGUAUCGAGAUUCGGCAGUCUCUGUGGCCCGAGUUCAGUGGCCUUGUCGAGGCGCUCGCACAACCGACCCUUGAAUGGAGCGGUUUCAAGCAAUUUGUCCUCCCGACUGUCCUCACCUCUACAGCUGAGACCGUUGCUUCAAGCUCGACUUCUCCGCAAUGCAAAGAUCACGCAUUUACUUUGCUGGAGAGGUUAGAGAAGAUCGGUCAGCUCGACGAACUUCGCGUCUCGCAUCAUAGCCCUCUGUUGGUUCGGUGGUCCAGGCAUGUCGCAUCGGAGAUCGAAGGGCGCCUCAGUAAGCUCGUCAUGCUUUUCUGUUCCGACAAAUCCAACACCCAAGGAACCAACGCAAAAAAUGCCGCUUCUCGAAUUCUUGAUCAGCAGCAUCUGCUUGAGCCCCUCGUUCCUGCACUACGCCUAUCUACAGUUCCCAAGUCAUCACCUUCAACGAACUUCGGCAGCCAGAUCGCUCAGCUUUUGUUGGACGGUCUCCUCUCAAAUGCCUACUUCGGUUCAGAAGAGCAAGUCCGCUCGAGCUACGACAAGCACAUCAUCAACCCUGCUUUGCUGAUUGGACUUGCGUUCGAGAGUCUGGCCAUCCUUCAGGAGCGAAGCGCGGGGAAAGAUUUCGAGACUGUGGCGAAGCAACUAAAGGACCAACUGUCCAUCCAACAGGUGGUGCAGUGCUCUGCAUGGCACCGAGGCGCCCUCAAUGGAUUGAGCAAGUAUCUCGCUUCCUGCCCAGCUCGUCUCCGACCUCAACUCCCACGCUUAGCUGAUGUGCUUGAGCCUCUAUCAGCAGCAAUCAUGUCUUCGGAUCCUCUCAUCCGUGUCUCGGCGCUCGAAAUUCUCUCUUUGAUCGAAGCAGAAGAGCUCAGCGGCAAUACCACAUUCAUCGGCAAGCUCGUUGAGGUGGAGCGUACACCCUUAUCCGUCGCCUCGAUCCGCGAUCGCAACGUGCGUGUGCGAAGUGUUGGCCGCGACGUUGGACGGGCAAUCGCUGUCUACAAGGCUGCUGACUUGCAACGCAACGUCCAACGAGACACUUUGAUCCUCCGAUACCUUGUCGCCAACCUCAAGCUCAAUCUACGUCCAGUGUGGUCCGAAGCAAUCAAGGCGGUGACCGACAUUGUUGAAUCAGGACAUCGCGAAAUAGAGAAUUCACUCUUCCAAAUCGCCAUUGCAGAGCUCGAGUCAGGUCAAAGACUCGAUGGUUCCGAACUGCGAUUCUUGCCCGCUGUAUGGCUACAGUCGGACACCGGCGCGGAAGAGAGCCACGAGGCGUCUGCAAACACAGACGAGGUGGAGCCUGACCGCGUCCUGCGUGACGAGAGCGACAUUGCCGGUAUAGACGAUGACAAGCAGUUCCAGGACGGCAUCUUGCUGGAGAGGCGCAAAGCUGUACGAAGCUGUAUCCAGCAUGCCCGAACUAGCUCCGGCUCCGACGCGAACGGCAUUGGCAGAAACGGACUCACGACAACCCUUCAAGCCUGCAUUGAGAUCCAGCAGCCUGAUGCGCGACUUGACCUCGUCAACUACCGCCAUCAGAUUCUCAAGCUUCUGUGCGAAGUAGCACCCAUCGUCGAGCGAAACAACGCGCGCUUUAUUCACAUCUUUUUCAGAGACGCAGGACCGCGCAAUCUGGCCGGUGUGCUGCUUUCGCCUCUCGAUGACGACGAUGACGAGGAGGACGAGAAAGACGCAGACGACGAAGGCGAUAACAUCAACAAGGAGAAGUCAGUAGAUGGAGAAGCCAUGAACCUCAGCAAGAAGGACCGUCAGGCGCAGCUCAGCGCGUACCUCGAAGUGCUCGGCAAGCUCAAGAACCCGAAAGCUUUGUCGCGGUCCGGCGAGCUGCAUAGCUAUCUGCUGAGCUUGUGCGCCACGGCUGAGGUCUCGGUUCAGAAGCUGGCUCUCGAGGCCAUCUUGACCUGGAAGGACGAAGCCGUGAUGCCUUAUGCUACCAAGCUCAAGGAACUGCUCGAGGCUGGCAACUUCCGCGACACGCUUGUCUCUUUCACCCUGUCGUCUGACUCAAACGUUGUACAGCCCUACCAUCGACCCGCGCUUAUGCCUCUCGUGAUUCGUCUUCUAUUUGGCGCCCUGCUCUCGAGGCGUGGUAAUCGAACAAGCGGUGCUGGUCAACGGGCUCGACGAGGAGCUGUGCUUGGCGCACUUGCUGAUAUUGGCUCUGAUGAGCUCGUCACCCUCGUCGAUCUCAUGCUGGCUCCUUUUGGCGACCAAGCCCAACCACCCUCAGGUGAUGAGGACGGAUUCAAGUAUGUCUUGAAGAGUCCGGUCGCUUCAACUCGACGCCAGGUCGGGUUUCUCUCCUUGCUUGGAGAAGUUGUCAAGCAGAUCGGAAACAAUCUUCUGCCUUACUGGGAUCGCCUCAUUUCAGUCGCUCUUAACCUCACCUAUCAUGCUCAUCAAGCUGUUGUUCAAGCGCACAUCCAAAGCACCGACACAUCUUGCUCCACUGAGGCGAGCAAGCCACUCACGGCACGCACCUCGCGAGCUCGUCUGGUUCGCCAGGCUGGUUACAAGCGUCUGUGCGACUUUUUUGCAAAGCCGCAAGCAGCGUCCAUCUUUCGAUGGGAUAGAUAUUUACCUGCCAUUUUUGCCGAGCUUAUCUCGCCACGUCUCGAAGCGCUCAGGGUGGAAUCGAGUCAGAGCCAGUCUGCGCUGCUCGAGCUCUUGCACGUCUGGUCCGGUCAGUCUGAGACGCUUCCUUUACUAGGCACAUACGACAAUGCUGUACUGCCUAGUAUCUUUGCCAUUCUCGCAGCACCGACGGUCAAGCCGUCCGCGAUCGGCUCUGUGCUGGACAUUGCCGAGCGUGUUCUCGCAGCCGCUGCUGCCGAAACGGACGCGAUGGACGUAAGUUUGGACGUCAACUACAGAAACGGCUGCAUCUUGUCCUUGGUGGAUCUUGUCGUAAGACCACACGCCUCGAUCUUCCUCAACAGCGUCACUCCACUGAUCGAGCAAGCUGCUUCGGCUGCGGGCCCUGCAGCUGCUGCGAUGGGCCGAGACGACUUGCUGCGUCGCCAAAUCUCACUCCUCGCCGCACUUUCGCCUUUUGUCACCGCUGCUGAAGAUGCCAGUCACCUGGUCAAGCUCCUUAGCCCCAUGAUGCGCAAGUCGAACUUCCUUGUGCCUGAGCGCACCAAAACCGAGCUGCUGGCUAUCUUCGAACGUCUUCUGUCCCUCAUUCCAGAAUUCCGAGACGAGCGCUCCGAGCUGUUCCACAGCACGUUUGUGAUGCUCAGUGGUCUCUUUUCGCUUCUUCGCACCGGCGAGUCGCGAAAAACUCUCAGCACUGCUUUCAACCGCUGUGCCGAGGUGGAUAUGGAGCUGGAGCGGGUGGCAAAAUGGUGCACACAGCUCAACGCGCUGAGCAAACGAAGGGUCGAAGAACGCGACUUUGAUCAGCUGUUUGGCGCUUUCGAUUCGAUCAACGCCAGCGAUGCGUACAUUACCGCGAAGGAAUGGCAGCCACUGGUGCACAACUUUUUGUUCCUAAUCUUGGACCCGGAAGAGUUGUCGGUCCGCAGCAACGCCAACGCCUCGCUUGUCAAGUUCAUCAGCCAGACUGCAGCCGAGAGUGACUCGGGUGCAGACGGCGAGGGUGCAUUGAUGCAAUUGUUCCUGCAAGCGGUCUGGCCUGGACUCAAGAAAGCCGUGCGCCAUCGCUCCGAGCUGGUACGAAGAGAUGUGAUGGCCGUCAUGUCGUCAGCUGCAGAACAACUCGCAAAAUGCCAAGUCAUGGCUGAGCUCUCCGGCCUUCUGGGUGGUGGCGAUGCUGAAGUCAACUUCUUCAACAACAUCCACCACAUCCAGCUCCAUCGCAGGACACGUGCAGUCAAGCGUCUGCCAGAGCAGGCGGCCAAGGGCAGCAUGAAAAGUCGCACCAUCAGCGACAUUCUCGCUCCCGUGCUCGGACACUUCCUCGUACCCGGAUCGGUUGAGCUCUACGAUCACAACCUCGUGACCGAGGUUAUCACUAGCCUAGGCCUUCUUUCUGGUCAACUCACAUGGGGCCCAUACAAUGCACUGUUGUGGCAGUACCUUCGUCUCGCAAACAAGAAAGGUGCCUCGGAGCGCAUCAUGGUGCGAACGGCAAUGGCGAUCCUGGACAACUUCCACUUUGGAAUGGAGGAGGAAGCUAUCAUCGAUGAGGCUGAUAUUGACGACGACGAGGCCGAAGAGCGCAACCAAGAAGCCCAAGCAGUGGUGGAGAUUAGCAAGGACAAGGACAGCAAGGAGGCUGAACGUGUCAAGAUUCUAGAUGCUGUCACUUCUCGUUUGCUGCCUCGACUCAUGGCUUAUCUCGAGCAGAAGGACGAGACAGAAGACUCGACGCGACUACCCAUCGCUGUUGGUGUGGUGCGCGUUGCACAGUGCCUUCCCGCCACACAGCGCAAGACGCAGAUCAGCAAACUGCUAAAGACGCUCUCCAACGUAUUCCGUUCCAAAGCUCAAGACACGCGUGAUCUUGCGCGAGAGACCGCAUGCAAAGUCAUGUCGACGCUGGGUGCCAACUUCUUGCCCGAGUUCCUGCGGGAAAUGCGACGGGCACUCAUGCGCGGCCCACAAAAAGCAGUGCUUGCUUUCACCGUACAUUCGGUGCUGACGCACCUAAUGACGAGCAAAGACGAACCAUUGACCUCUCUCGAUCAUGGCGCCAAGGAAAUCAUUGAGAUUGCUGUCGAGGACAUUUUUGGCGCUACGGCUGACGACCGUGAAUCGAUCGGAAGCAAGACGACUUACCGCGAAGUCAAGCACAGCAAGAGUAUGGACACUUUCGAGCAAGUCUCGCGCAUUGUCACGCCAAAUCGCAUGGCCGAGGUGCUUCAGCCUCUGCGAGACAUUUUGCAGCAGACCGAGGUCCCCAAAGUCGUGCGUCAGGUGGAAGAGUGUCUGCGUCGCGUUGCGAGCGGUAUUCCUGCGAACCCACAGUUCGACUCGAAUCGAUUCCUCUCGCUGUGUGCUACGCUGAUUCGCCGCGAUGCGGUAUUCCUACAAGCGCGCAAGCCCGAGACCAAAGCUGCGUCGCGCCACAAGUCGGCAACAUUGUACAACUACGCUGUCUUUCUCAAGCGCAAGGACGUUGAAGAAGGCGCUAGCGCGGGCAAGGACCACUACUCGCGCAAUGCGCACAAGUUUGUCGCAUUCGGCCUCGAAAUGUUGGUCACCUCGCUGCGUCGAGAGCGCUUCGAUUUCCAGGACGAAGAGGUGCUAGCCAAGCUUAACGGCAUGGUCAAUAUUGUUGGAGAAGCUGCGUACGCCAACGAGUCGUCGGUACUCGAAUUGUCGCUGCGUUGCAUAGCGCAGAUUGUAAAAGUGCCCGUGUCGCGCGUGGACAAGGCGCUUCCGGUGUUCAUCAAGCAGAUUUUCGGUAUUAUCCACCAGUACGGCUCACCACAGUCGCAGAUUGUGCAGACAGCCUUGCGCACUCUGACCGCCAUUCUGCGCGAAUGCAAGCAAGCCUCUCUGUCAGAGACACACCUUAGCGGUCUACUGAAGCUCAUUGCUCCCGACCUGGAAGAACCUGCGGUGCAGAGUACGCUAUUUGGCUUACUGCGCGCCAUUGUUGGCCGACGCCUUGUUGUGUCUGAAGUAUACGACACGAUGGACAAGGUGGCCGAAAUGAUGGUGACCAACCAGUCGGAUUCGGUGCGCGAUUUGUGCCGCUCCACGUAUCUGCAAUUCCUGCUCGACUAUCCGCAAGGCAAGCAACGUCUACGCAAUCAGAUUGGUUUCUUGGCUAAGAACCUCGCCUACGAACACGAAUCCGGACGACUCUCCGUACUCGAAAUCACGGAUGCCAUUCUCAACAAGUUCGGCGAUGAACUGCUGCAAGAAUAUGCCGAGAUGCUCUUCGUCGCUCUUGCAAUGGUUCUGGCGAAUGACACGAGCAGCAAAUGUCGUGAAAAGUCGGCUCUGCUCAUUCGCACACUGCUGAGGACGAUGAGCGAGACGCAGCAGGAUAAGACAGCGUUGAUGGUGGAUGCAUGGUCUCGACAGGAGGCGAAGCCCGAGCUCGCCAGAGUCGGAGUGCAGAUCUACGGGUUGUUGAUGGAAGCAUUACCGGAUCGAAGCGCUGGUUGGGCAGAAAGAGUACUGGAGGUGGUGACCAAGGUUCUCGUCGAAUGCGCUGACGAUCUCGAAGCGCUCGAAAGCACUGACCCAGUCUUGGAAGACGAACUGGACUGGCAACUACCCUACCACUCACUGCAAACCCUCGGCCGGCUCACCACUCUUAUCGGUGCAGCUAACGAGACCUCGACGAAAGCUUGCAACGAUGCGGUACGAAGGUUGUUGCUAUUCCCGCACAAAUGGGUGCGCAUCUCUUCUUCGCGCAUCCUAGGGGGGCUGUAUGCACUGCAAGAGCCGCACGCACCGAACAUGGUGACGGUGCAGCAGGAUCCGAUUGGCAGUCUGCCGGCGUUGGUAGACGCGGCCAAGAAGUCGUGCUUGCAGCUGCGGUCGGACAAGUUGGAUGAUACACUGGCAUUGCAAGUGGUGAAGAAUUUGGUUUGGAUCGGGAGAUGUUUUGCGCUCUUCCCGGUGGAGCGUGCCAAUCUAGACGAGCUGGAUGCCACUGCCGAGGAUGGUGAAGAGCUUUCGCUCGGCCAAGAAGGACGAGACCAAGGCUCUGGUAGCGAUUUGGAUUCUGAUUCUGAUUCGGACACGGACACGGACUCGGUCGAUUCGACACAUCAAUACGCCGCGGCGCUCGACACGCCGGCUGUGAUUGCUUCGGAUCCGUUGCGCUGGCUGAUCUCGCGCCUCUCGUUCCAGGCACGUCUCUCACUCGCUCAGUCCAAACCGCCACACUGGACGAUCAAUCCUUCUUCGAUCCUACGCUUCUUCGCUGCACUUUCCUCCUCGCUGCCUCGCACGCUGCUGCCGCGUUUGCUGCCGCUCUUCCUCGCCCCACUCAUCCGACUCAUCGAAUCGCGCUCGGAGCCUACGUCAUCGUCAACGCUGACCGAAUCGGACCAGCUGAAAUCGCUUGCGAUCGAGGUGCAAUCCCACCUCUCGCACCUCGUCGACGUAGCCAGCUUCAACAAAACCUACUCGAUGCUCAAGCGAAAACAACAGCAGAAGAGCGAAGCUCGAAAGACGCAGAGGCUCAUGCGAGGAAUCCAGAACCCUGAACUACAGGCCAAGAGGAACGCCAAGAGGAACGAAAAGAACCAUGCAGCUAGAAGAAAGAGGAACCAGAGCAACCUGGAGCAAAGGGAGGCUGGCGGAAGUGGCAAGACCAAGCGCGUCAGGAGGACUUGA